Molecule: messenger RNA, 1795 nt
Organism: Chilo suppressalis (striped riceborer)
Lineage: Eukaryota; Metazoa; Arthropoda; Insecta; Lepidoptera; Crambidae
Source: the annotation of a GenBank genome assembly
AUUAAAAUGACUUCCGUGGAAGGAGUCGUGUUAAAAAACAAGAAGUACGAACUGGUGCCACCAGAUGGAGGCUGGGGAUAUAUGAUAGUUCUGGCUUCAGUCAUUAUAUUUAUUGCCACAAUAUCCUUUUUACCAUUUUUCGGCUUACUCUACAAUGAUUUUCUCAAAGAGAUUGGAGUGAGUUCAACCGAAGUGACCGUGGUCAAUGGAGUCUGCGCGCUAUGUUUGUCUAUAGGAGGCUUUUUAACGAGUCCGUUACUCAAAGUAAUGAACUUUCGCACGCUAGCAAUAGUAGGUGCUAUAGUAUUUAAUAUUGGCUCAUUUCUACUCCUGUUUUGUAAAUCAAUUUUACCUUUCAUCAUUUGUAUGGGCAUUUUUCAGGCAACAGGAAUGGGUUUAUUAUACAAUCUAAGUUUCACAAUACUCAACGAUUAUUUCGUACAAAGACGCCUCUUUGCUUUUUGCACGAGUCAAACUUUAACAGCGAUAUUCGGCAUGUUCGCGCCACAACUGAUACUAUCAUCUCUGGAUGAGUACGGGUACCGAGGUACGUUACUUCUAGUGUUGGCCAUUGGAUUGCAGACUUUCGUUGGAGUUGCUCUUUUCCAGCCUGUUGCUUGGCAUAUGAAGAAAGUCAAAUUACCGACUGUAGAAGAGGUAGAAGCACGUUUGUUAAAGGAAAACAUUGACAGUAAUACUCCAAUGGUAAAAUUAAAAGAUUUAGCGGAAACCGAUGAGGAACAAUCGACUAUCAAAUCAGACAUUGACAAUAAUGAUGCUAAGAAGUCAGGGUUUAUGAAAGUGCUGAAAGAUUUAUUUGACGUACCGACACUAAAAUUGGUUGUGACCUCAGUAACUUCGUGGGCUGUGGGUAUUACAAUGUUUGCGGACUUUACUUUUACAAUGAUGAUGCCUCAGGCUUUGUAUGCUGCUCAGUGGUAUGACAAAAAUGUGGCUACGGCCAUGUCCAUAGUCGGCUUCGGUGAUUUAGCUGCAAGAAUAGCAUUUGUAUGUCUAAGCAACAUCUUACACAAGAUCGGCAAUGCAGAGUUAUAUAUUAUUGGAUUGUUUAUCUCUUCGGUUGCAAAGCUUGGUAUGAUGUUCUCGAAGAAUAUCACCAUUGUGUACGUGUUUGUGGCCGGUGUUGGAGUGGGCCGCUGUUUUUUGAGCAUGCUAUUGCCUAUGGUGUUUGGAGAUUUGUGCCCUGAGAAGUUCUCAGCUGUUAUGGGAAUAGGCCUAGUCUUCAUGGGACUAAUAGCUUUGGCUUUCGGUCCUUUAGUCGGAUUGAUCCGAGACUUCACUGACAGCUACGUCAUCACAUUUCACAUCUUGAUAGGAGUUAAUAUAGUUUGUAUGAUUGUUUGGUCUGCACAGCUGGUACAUUGUGCGAUGCGGAGGAGGAGAGCCAGCAAAAAAUAGCGUUUGUUUUAAUCCCAGAAAGGUGGUGACCAAGCUUAUGGUCCGCCUGAUGGCAAGCGGCGAUUGCAAAAAUAUCACUCGUGCCGUCGCCUACCCUAACCCCAUCCCCUACCCCAUGGAGCCCUAGAACUUUACUCAUCGACAGAAACACAGCAUCACCAAAAGAUAGUGUUAUUUUACUAUGGGUUUCUGUGAGGUUUAGGAUCCUUCCCAGGCGCUCCAAUUCUUGCGAGGAUUCCGCGAUGUACUACCUCUCUUAAUAUAGCGAUCACUUAUUCGAAUGUUUUAGACUCCUAUUUCUAUUAAUAACUCCACUUCGGGAAAAGGCUGUCAAUUCCAAAGUUGUCAAAAAUAUUUAAAUUCAAGUAAUAUUAUG